Molecule: messenger RNA, 1872 nt
Organism: Blastomyces dermatitidis ER-3
Lineage: Eukaryota; Fungi; Ascomycota; Eurotiomycetes; Onygenales; Ajellomycetaceae
Exons: 6
Coding region: 1-1872 (623 amino acids)
Biological process (GO): fatty acid beta-oxidation
Cellular component (GO): mitochondrion
Molecular function (GO): enoyl-CoA hydratase activity
Source: RefSeq, a predicted model, not a curated record
AUGUACUUGAGAGAUCCAUCCCGAUAUCUUGCGCUAUUGCUUGCGCUGUCCGCAUCUACAGCUGCGUCUGUCUUGAAUCGAGCGCACUCGGGGUUAAGAAUCGCUCUCAGCAACGCGGGACCAUGCAGCCUCAAAACCGAAAACGCCUACGUGUCAGUGUUUCAAUGUGAAAAGAACAUAUGUCGGUCAAGCCCCAAGCUUGAAGCUGCUGGCUGUUGCGAGCCGGAUGGAUGCUCCUGGUACAAGUCUUGCAUUCCAUAUGACUCCGUCGAACGACGUUCUUCUGAUCUGACAUCGGAUACAAUUCUUUCCUGUUCCGAUUCAACCCAAAAAUACUGCCAGUUCGCUACAUUCAGAAAGGAGUCUCAGCCUGAAUCAGGGUAUACUCGAGGGAUAUGCACGUCGAACCCCCCUGAAUCUGACCUCCGAAUCCAUCUCCUCGUGGCCAACUCGGAAGCUAUCGUUUCGCAGCCCCGCGAAGAUGACCGCGCUUACCAGCUCAGGAUUCGAGGAAUGCCUCACCGACUUUCAAAGCGAGCAUCAGCCUUAAGCGAUAGAAAUGCGGGAAUCGUGGGCGGCCUUGUAGCAUUCUGGGUAAUUAUUCUCCUCACCCUUUGCAUUUGUGUGGCCUCGAGAAAAAAUCGGGACCCUCCAGCAGCGCCCGCGGCGGCUGCAUCGGCCCAGAACAACACGACGGUAUAUGUCAUGGGUCCUCCACCCGGUCAACCGGGCCAACCCCAAGAUCCAAACGUCCAACACCCUCCCCUAGCCUAUAUUCUACCCGCGGGCUCGGCGCAAGCAUCGGCCGGCCACCCACAAACUAUAUACAUCCAAGGCCCACCUCCGCCAGGGGCUCAACCUAUCCAUCCAGCCCGAAAGCUAGGGUUGACCAACGAUCAGAGAUACAAUAAUAAUAAUAAUGAUGAUGGAAACCCUGCAGGACAACAUAAAACUACCAUCCAGGACUCGACUCUCCCUACUUCAUCACGCAAAGCAAUAUACCUAAAAUUUGAACAGCCCCAAUCAUCCAAGAUGUCUUCCUUCACCACGCCUCCCCCGCAAUCCUCAAUAUACCUCCUCUCAUACCCAGCACCAGGCGUGCUGCUGGUAACCAUCAACCGCGCCAGAAACAUGAACGCGAUCCACUACCAGGGCCAUUGGGAUUUACACGAGCUCUGGACAUGGUUCGACGAUGAACACACCCUACAAGUCGGAAUCGUGACUGGCGCCGGCGAUAAGGCAUUCUGCGCCGGCCAGGACCUGCUUGAGAUCGAAAGAAAUAGCAAAAACCCCUCGACACAGUCGGCGCCCCUGAGGGGCCACCCGCCAUCCGGGUUUGCCGGCCUUAGCCAGCGAAAGGGCAAAAAGCCCGUCAUUGCUGCUGUGAACGGAUUCGCGUUCGGUGGUGGAUUUGAGAUAUGUCUGAACUGUGAUUUGGUUAUUGCCUCCCCCAGGGCCAAAUUUGCUCUACCAGAAGCGAAACGGGGCAUAUAUGCGGCCGCAGGCGGCUUGCCUCGCAUUUUACACAUUGCAGGGCUACAGGUUGCAUCGGAGAUUGCCCUCACGGGUAGAACUGUAUCUGCUGAAGAAGCAAAGGCGUGGCAUCUUGUCAACCGGAUUGCGAAAACGCAUGAGUCAUUAAUAGACGAGGCGGUCGCGUUGGCGAAGGAAAUUUCACAGCUGAGCCCGGAUGCCAUUAUUGUAACUAGGGCUGGUUUGAGAGAGGCGUGGGAGGUUGGUGAUGUGUCAAAAGCUGUCCGCAACACCCAUGAGAGAUAUUCGAAGAAUCUAUUUGAGGGCCAGAAUCUACGUGAAGGUCUUGCUGCUUUCCGAGAGAAAAGACAACCUAACUGGGUCAAACCAAAUCUAUAG